AUGAAGCCGGCGAAGACCUCGAAGGGGGAGCUGCAACUUGAGUCCUACUCGGACGCCGACUUCGCCGCUGAAAAGUCGGACAGGAAGUCCUUGACCGGUGGGAUAGUUUACCUGAACGGGAUGCCGGUGAGCUGGACGGCGAAAAAAAAGGGUGGAGUGUCGCUUUCCACCAUAAAGGCGGAGUUCGUCGCUGCGUCGGAGCAAGUGCGCGAGCUGCUUGGCAUCAGAAAGAUGCUGUGCGAAAUGAAGAAGCUCUCUAUGCUACCGAUGGCACUGCACGUCGACAAUCAAGCGGCGUUAAAGCAGUUGUCGGGCGAGGCGUCUUUUCUAAAGGCGAAGCACAUUAAUGUGCGCCUGAAGUUUGUCUUCGACUACGCCCGGCGUGGGGUGGUCGCGGCCCAGUAUGUGCACUCGGAGCUGCAACUGGCGGACCUGCUGAAGAAGGCCCUCUACGCCGCAUAA
Messenger RNA from Peronospora matthiolae, 462 nucleotides. NCBI's taxonomy places the organism in Eukaryota, Oomycota, Peronosporomycetes, Peronosporales, Peronosporaceae. The record is from the annotation of a GenBank genome assembly.